Molecule: messenger RNA, 898 nt
Organism: Humulus lupulus (European hop)
Lineage: Eukaryota; Viridiplantae; Streptophyta; Magnoliopsida; Rosales; Cannabaceae
Product: dirigent protein 22-like
Exons: 1
Coding region: 129-716 (195 amino acids)
Source: RefSeq, a predicted model, not a curated record
CCACAUCAAUUUUUCCCACUACAUAUAAAUAUACACCAUUGCAAAAGUGAAAGAAACAUUAUAUUAUAUGUUACAUAUAUAAAGAUCAUCAUCAACAUUUUUGCAUUAAUUGUCUGAUCUCCUAUCCCAUGGCAGAUUGUCACUUCUAUUUAUUCACUAUCUUAUUCAUCUCUUCACUAUGCAUUUUAAGCAUUGCCCUAAUCAUCAAAGAAGAACAAAACAACAGCUUUGCCAAAACCCUAGACCCUAACACACUAAACCUCAAGCAAGAAAAGCUCACUCACUUCCGGUUCUAUUGGCAUGACAUAGUGAGCGGUAAGAAGCCAAGCUCAGUGUUGGUCAUCCCCCCUCAAGCGAACUACUCCUCGACGAAAUUUGGCAUGGUGGCGAUGAUCGACGAUCCGCUGACCGAAGGGCCUGAGCUGAGCUCCAAGCUAGUGGGAAAGGCACAAGGGUUUUAUGGUAGUGCAUCUCAGCAAGAGGUUGGCCUUAUUAUGGCCAUGAAUUUUGCUUUUAGUGAAGGCAAAUAUAAUGGAAGUACCAUCACUGUUCUUGGGAGGAACACUGUGUUUUCUAAGGUGAGAGAGAUGCCUGUGAUUGGAGGGAGUGGCCUUUUUAGGUUUGCUAGAGGUUAUGUUCAGGCCAGGACUCAGCAGUUCACUCCUUCUAGUGGAGAUGCCAUUGUUGAGUACAAUGUUUAUGUUUUGCACUAUUGAUUAUUAUCAUAUGAUCUUGAUCUUGAUCUUGAUCUUGAUCAUGAUGAUCAUUCAUGUUGUAUGUGACUUGUGUUUGUGUGGUGGUUAAUUAUUUCUUUUUAGGUGAGAUUUGACACCCCACCAAAUAAAAAAUGUAUGAUAUAUAAUUGUAUCGAUUAUAUUAUUUUUAAAUUUCCUUAUGA